GAGGCUGAACGAAGAGGUUCUCCCAACGCCAGUGUGUGUGUCCAGAAGGAAAGGGAGACAUGAAAGUACCUUGGACAGAGCAAAAGCAGGCUCCAAAGCCUCCACAUUGCCCAGAGCGCUUCUGAGCCCGCAAGAAGCGUUUUGAAGCCUGAAAUAUCCACCCCCCACGUUUCCCUCUGCUCCUGACAUUUGUGUUUGAGACUUUGACUUCAAUCAACUCGCUGGAACAGAACCGAGGUGUGCUGUUCUGUAAGUGCCCCCAACUGGCUUCAAUUUCUGGCCUCAGUAAAAGAUAUCAAAAGAAAUGCAAGGAUGCCUGUGCUAGAGAAACCCACACAGAAGGAAAAAGGUGCAUGCAGCAAAGAUGAGACAACACUGCCCAAGCUUCCAGUGCCUCCACUGCAACAGACCUUGCACAUGUACCUACAAUGCGUGAAACACUUGAUUCCAGAGGAGCAAUUUAGGAAGACCAAGGCCAUAGUAGAACGAUUUGGAGUUGCAGGAGGCCUAGGAGAAUCCUUACAGCAAAAACUUCUAGAUAGAAGGGAGAAGACUGGAAACUGGGUGUUUAACUACUGGUUGGAUGACAUGUACCUCAACAACCGGUUGGCUCUUCCAGUCAAUUCCAGCCCUGCAAUUAUCUUUGCCCGUCAACAUUUCAAGGAUGUGAAUGACCAGCUGAGGUUUGCUGCUAAUCUCAUUUCAGGAGUGCUGGAUUAUAAAGCUUUACUGGAUGGCAAUGCUAUACCUGUUGAUUUUGCUCGUGGACAGCUGUCUGGUCAUCCUCUCUGUAUGAAGCAAUACUAUGGACUCUUUUCUUCCUAUCGUCUUCCAGGCCAUACCAAAGAUACUCUUGUGGCCCAGAAAAGCAGCAUAAUGCCAGAACCAGAGCACAUCAUUGUUGCUUGUAACAAUCAGUUCUUUGUUUUGGAUGUUGUUAUUAAUUUCCGCCGUCUCAGCGAAGGGGAUCUGUUCACUCAGUUAAGAAAGAUAGUCAAAAUGGCAGAGAACGAAGAAGAGAGGCUGCCUCCAAUUGGUUUACUGACAUCUGAUGGAAGAACUGAGUGGGCAGAGGCCAGGACAAUCCUCAUGAAAGACUCUACUAACCGAGACUCCCUGGAUAUGAUUGAACGGUGUAUAUGCCUGGUGUGUCUGGAUGGCCCAAGUGGGGUGGAACUCAACAAUACAAAUAUGGCUUUGCAACUUCUACAUGGGGGAGGCUAUGAUAAAAAUGGUGCCAAUCGCUGGUAUGACAAACCCAUGCAGUUUGUUGUGGGAAGAGAUGGAGUCUGUGGCACUGUGUGUGAACACUCCCCUUUCGAUGGGAUCGUCCUGGUACAGUGCACCGAACAUUUGCUCAAGCACAUGAAGGAAAGCUCUAAGAAAUUAGUCAGAGCUGAUUCAGUGAGUGAACUUCCUACUCCAAGGAGAUUGAGAUGGAAAUGCUCUCCAGAAAUUCAGGGACACUUAGCAUCAUCAGCAGAAAAACUUCAGAGGAUAGUAAACAAUCUAGAUUUUAUUGUUUAUACAUUUGAAAACUAUGGAAAAGAGUUUAUCAAGAAACAAAAGACUAGCCCCGAUGCCUACAUUCAAGUAGCACUUCAGCUGGCAUUUUACAGAUGCCACAGGAGACUUGUUCCUACCUAUGAAAGUGCUUCCAUACGCCGAUUUGAAGAGGGAAGAGUCGACAAUAUUAGGUCUGCAACCCCAGAAGUUUUAGCUUUUGUAAAAGCAAUGAUUGAUGACAAGUCAUCUCUACUGGAAUCUGAGAAGAUGCAACGAUUUAAAGAUGCAAUCGCGGCACAGACUAAUUAUACUAUUUUGGCCAUUACUGGAAUGGCAAUUGACAAUCACUUGCUAGGGCUCAGAGAGACAGCACGGGAGCACUUCAAGGAACUGCCUGAGAUAUUUACAGAUGAAACAUAUUUGACAAGCAGUCGAUUUAUCCUCUCAACCAGUCAGGUUCCAACCACCAUGGAAAUGUUCUGCUGUUAUGGGCCUGUGGUCCCCAGUGGUUAUGGUGCAUGUUAUAACCCACAGCCAGAGCAUAUAUUAUUCUGCAUCUCAAGCUUUAAAGAAUGUAAAGAGACCUCCUCAGUCAUGUUUGCUAAAGCUGUGGAAGAAAGUCUCAUGGAAAUGAGAGAUUUGUGCAGCAAAUGCAACUCUACUACGACAAAAUCACUGUCUAAACAAGAAACAGCUGCAAAAUCUCAAAAUGGACGCAAGCUCUAACUGUCUGUGUGACUUAUUUUCCUGCAACCUUUCCUUUCCCCCACUCUGCAAAUCCUUAUGAAGAAACAAUGAUACAACUGUUCAAAGGCAAGGUAUAAUGAGAAAUAUUUUAUUGUAGAACAAAAAUGCAGCUUGUUUUAGGUCUGAGUAUCAUUUAUCAAUAUGAAAGCUAGAAUACUAUAACACUGAAGUAUCAGAGGAGUAGCCGUGUAAGUCUGGAUCUGUAAAAAGCAACAGAGAGUCCUGUGGCACCUUUAAGACUAACAGAUGUAUUGGAGCAUAAGCUUUUGUGGGUGAAUACUCACUUCGUCAGAUGCAUGCUCCAAUACAUCUGUUAGUCUUAAAGGUGCCACAGGACUCUCUAUAACACUGAAGUUUCAGUUUUUUUGCUCUAGAGUCAGCAAUAACGAUUGGUUUAGUUGAACUGAAGAUGGCAAUAAUAUGGAACCAUACUGUACCACCAUUCCUAUCAAUAUGCAAAAGUAGUUUUAACAUCCAUCUUUAUUCUGACCUUGACUAGCCCCAAGCACACAUCUGUUCCUAGUAAAGCCAAGAAUAAUCUACAUGGGGUCUUUGCAUCAGAGGAGCUCCGCAUGCAUAGCAGUACAUCAGAGUCAAGUGAAGCAGAGAGAAUUUUGCCCUAAAUUAAUUCAUGUACUUAUUUCCUCCUCUUACUGGGUGAAAUACAUCCCUUUAUAGAGGCCCAGCACAAGGCUUAUAUGCCUGUCCCACUAAAUCCUUUUGUCAGCUUUCUGCAGAGGAAUGAAUUUCAGUCACAUGACUAACAGUAGAGCUGCAUGCAACCAUAAGAAAUUCAAGAGUUACAAAUACCUGGAGUAGAGAGGUAGGCAUUUAAAUGUGCUCUACAAGAUGCAGAAGUCCUCACUAUAGAAGUAACAGACAUGAUCCAUUUUUAAGAAUACUUUUCACUGGUUCUAACCUCUGAUUAUCCCGUUUGUUUUGUUUUUAGAUGCAGACAGUAGUGAUUCAUACACAAUAGAUACUGUAGAGCAUUUUAGUCUUGCAUUGAGUAUGUGUCUUAAAUAAACCAUUUGCUUCAAUGUUAUUUAAUAUAGUUAACUAAAUGGUAAGAACAAUAUACCACCAGUACAACUUUUGGAACAAUAUAUUUUGGGAGUGGGGGAACCUGAGCCUCUCCCCCCCUCCAUACUUUCCAUGUCUGUUUCAGUGACUCUCUGACUGAAAGACACAGCUAGUUCAGCCUAGAGAUUUUCAAUCCUGAUUCCUACCCAACUCUCAGCGUAAUCAAUAGAAAGACUCUUGUUAAUUGAAUUAGGAGCAGGAGGAGACCCAUAGUUAGCCAGAAAGGUCACUCUCAGGAGUUUAGCCAGGGAUGUUUAGUUGGACAAGAGGGAGUAGAGAUCUGUGCUUUCUCCUCCCAUUGAAAUGAAUGCCUGUUCUCAUCAUUCAUAGCCCUAAGAGCAUGGGACCAGAUAUGAUUCUGUACAUCAAACUAACUGGAUAGCUGUAAGGAUAAUUAUAGUUUAUUUAAUUAAGUUUAGAAACCAACCCAGUAAAGUGCAUAUGCGCAUGCUUAGCUUUUAACAUGAGCAGUGUCAUUAACUUUAUUGGAACUAUUCAUGUACUUCCAGUUAAGUACAUGCUGAGGUACUCCGCUGGAUGAGGGCUAUAAAGGGCUCUAUUACAUUUAAGCACUGUGGGCCUAUUCCUCAACUUGUGUAAUUAAUUUACAGUGGCUGAGGAUGUGGUCCCAUAUUUUAAUGCGUAUUUGCUGCUUUAAAAAAGCAGUUUCAUUACAGCACAGAACUGCCUUCAGUCAAUAAGUAGAAAGGGAGACUAUUUUUAAAGUAUUAAAUAAUACUAUGGCAUGAUUUUGCUCCAAAAUUAAUAUAACAAAAAUUACAUUAACUAUGUAGCAAGUUUGUUGUCUAGCAAUUAACCUUUUUUAUUGUUUUAAUUUGCUGUUUAAAAUGUGACUUUACAUUUUGUUUUCAUACUGCUGCUAUGAGAAUUACCUUGAAACAUUCUCAAUAUAAUCUUGCUUUGUUCUAUGUCACUAUGAAGGCAGUCUGCACUUUUAAUACAAACUUGACACCAAAAUAUCUUGAUUUUUUAAUCACAAAAUUGUCUCUGAGUUUUUUGAAACUAUGACCAUGUUCCAAGUUUGCUAAUUUAUAGAAAAUGUGGUUAUGAUUAUUUCUGAUUAGAGAUAUUUAAGAUUGAAAUCUGUCAAAAUGUAAAAUAAUUUUUCCAAUGUGUAUUUCAAAGUAUUACUUGUACACCUUUUUUGGCACAAGCAAAUGCCAUAAAAUAGCUCAGACUAAUUAUUAUGUACUCAGCAUACAACUGUAUGCAUUGAAAUUCAGAUUGGAUAAAAAAAUCAUAGCACUUUAUAAUAUUCAUUUACUAUUAAUUGACAGGCAGAAAAAACUGACCACAAAAGUAUGCAUCAUUCAUCUGCAGAUGCUUUUAUUUUCCUCGCUGCAAACUGAUUAACAAUGGAAGGUUUUUUCAUCAUCCUUUCAUUUGAAUAAGAAAUCAACAGCCGCCAAUAUUUACUGAUUGCUGAGUACCACCAAUUACUGAAUGAUUCCAGGCUUAGAUAUAUUGACCUGUUUUUCCUAUUCAUCUGCUUUUCACAUCACUAAAUCCUUAUAUGCCACCAUGGAUGAUGUAGCAGAGCAUUUAAGUACAUACUUAAUAUUAACUACUCAUAUGCUUAAAGUUAAUCAUGUACUGAAGUACCUUACUGAAUCAGGGUCUCUGUGCACAAGAAAUGCAGAGUUUGUACUUAAUGUAUGCAAAUUGGAUAAAACUUCAUAGCAACUGUUAUGUUACAGUCCAGCCUCUCAGUUAACUAAUCACCAUGUUCUUUGAAACUGUGUUGCAGUGGAAUAUUUUGUGGCUUUCAGGAAGUGGUUAGUUUUGGUUAAUGUAUUUAAAAUUAGUUGUUUUAGACCAGUAGAAUAAAAUGUUGUUCUGCAGCUUUAAAACACAAUCUCAGCAUAUGCAUCUAUGCAAAGCAAACCAAAAACUAUUACAUAUUAUUCAACUACAAAGCUGUGAAUAGAUCACUCAUACCAAGUAUUUUGAGAAUGUUGUUUGGCAGGAUCAAUUCAAUAUAAUUACAUUAAUAUAACAAGUGGCAAUGAUUUAUUAUAAACAUGUUGAUGACACUUGAAAUCCACCUGUUAACUGCAAAAUGGUUUAGGAUGGUAAGGUUUCAUGCAAUAUAUACCAACAUAUACUGUAUAUAGGCUUGGCAAAAUUAUUUUUUAAAUAAUUUUGAUUGAUAUCUGCUUAUUUUAAGCAUUUUGUCACUAUUAAUUUAAAUUUUCACAGUUGCACAAAAUUAUGGG
Chrysemys picta bellii (western painted turtle) is the source of this 5573-nucleotide messenger RNA. It is a transcript of the gene CHAT, whose product is annotated as choline O-acetyltransferase. The record is from RefSeq and is a predicted model, not a curated record. Gene Ontology annotation, molecular function: choline O-acetyltransferase activity. Lineage: Eukaryota; Metazoa; Chordata; Testudines; Emydidae. Gene Ontology annotation, biological process: acetylcholine biosynthetic process; neuromuscular synaptic transmission. Gene Ontology annotation, cellular component: neuron projection; cytoplasm.